Schistosoma curassoni is the source of this 774-nucleotide messenger RNA. NCBI's taxonomy places the organism in Eukaryota, Metazoa, Platyhelminthes, Trematoda, Strigeidida, Schistosomatidae. The record is from the annotation of a GenBank genome assembly.
AUGCUAUUUAUUGCAACAUUUCGGCACGUUUGCAUUGCUGCCUCAUCACUCCCAGCAGGUGCAUUGGUAAUAUGUGUUCUAUUAUGUUUGGCUACAAAUUCAUGCGUCCAGACUCAUUGCACGGAUGCCAAUUUUCUACCGUCCCUAAGCGCUGCUGUUGGCAGCAAUGAACCUCAAAAGACGAUAUGGAUCAUAUCGAUUCUUAUUAGUUCGGCUUGGAGGCUGUUGAUUCUAUUAAAUAGUUACAUAAAUUCCCGUAAAUUCAAUUCAUUCUCAGGCGGUCAUUUAUCCCUUUCCAAUUUGCCAUAUCUAUCAAGUUUUAUUGAAAUAUUUUCACUCAAUAUGCUUAGCAUUGUUUCUUCAUCUGAUAACUACAUUCAGCACCGCAAUUACUUCUGUGCCUUUGCUUUGUUCUCGGUGGUCUACAUGAUAACAGAUGUUUACGUAUUACAACUUAAGCUUAAAACAACUGAAAAUGCUUUUCUGAGUAACAUAUUACGAAAGAAGAUAUAUCUUAUGGCGUUCUACUUAAUUUGUUUGUUGAUUGAUGGACUGUGUUAUUGGAUUCACAUGACAUUUUGUCCUCCAUAUGCUUAUACUAUAUUUUCUGCAGUUGAAUAUGCUGCAAUAUUUGCAAACAUUUUUUAUCACUAUACAACCUCCAGUACAUUUGAAGAUAUAUCAGUGAGGAAAAUGAUCAUUUACUUUUCCACCGGUCGAACUAUUCCGUUCGUCAAUAUGAAGUCAGAACUACCAUUGUUGGAAGUAAAAUGA